Messenger RNA from Daldinia caldariorum, 1566 nucleotides. Its product is annotated as glycoside hydrolase family 61 protein. The transcript has 3 exons. Bases 738 to 1430 code for a protein of 230 amino acids. NCBI's taxonomy places the organism in Eukaryota, Fungi, Ascomycota, Sordariomycetes, Xylariales, Hypoxylaceae. The record is from RefSeq and is a predicted model, not a curated record.
CCUGCAUCUACGCAUAUAUAAACAAUAGCUAGAUCUUAAUCCUGUAAUCCUAAUAAUACAACAACAACGAUGUCACCACUUUUCUAGGGAAUCACACUGGCUGCGAUAAGAUAUCGGAAGUGCGCCGUUUCAUUCUGGCUCCACUCCUUUCCGUGUCCCAUUCUGACCCGGAAAGGUCCGGUCCCGCUCGGUAGAGGUGUGGGUCUCGGCCGUGUUUGUGCACAGAAAUGUAGAUGGUUCGCUUCCGAUACUUCUAUUUUCGGUGGAUAUCUGACAUAAGGCGCGCCGUAUUCGCAGUUCUGUCUAAAUGGAUAAGAAGUUAUACUCCUGGUAUUUCUUUGUGUAUGCAACUUACACAGCGGCCAUUAGGGUAACUUGAAUCUCGUUGGGCUUUCCCCGCAAUUUUCCCUUCACUGCCGAGAUAAUAAUCUGGGGAGGCAUAAAGUGAUGCACCCCAGACAAGAUGACAUAUUAGCCGUAGGUGAGCCCAUAGGUUAGAAAAAGAAUGUUGUUAGCUAUAUGGAGGCGAGGUCCGUUACUGCUCGUAGAGGAUAGAGGUCAAAUAAGCAUGACUAAAUAUACAUCACGGUAAUACCACUAUGUCCCAUGACUUUUACCUGAGAAGAUUAAGACCAGGAUGAGCCGUGGCCUAAAGUAUAAUAUAACUAUCUUCUGUCUUAAUCAAGGCAGUUAGAUUUCUUCGCGUUCCCUUCGUCUUCAUCUUAUAAGCGGCAAAAAUGCAGCUCCUCACGACUCUCUUGAUCGCUGCUACGGCGGUGCAGGCUCACUACACAUUUCCGCGACUUGUCAUCAAUGGAAAAUCAGAGGAAGCGGACUGGUCUGCCACACGCAGGACCAAGAAUGCCGAGAGCAAGACGGGUGUCUUGAGCGCAACGAGUCCUGAUAUUCGCUGCUACUCGUCGCAGAAUGCAGCCAACAUCAUAACCGUGCCCGCCGGCUCGACGAUCCACUACAUUUCGACGCAACAGGUGAACCACCCAGGGCCUACCCAGUAUUAUCUAGCCAAGGUUCCCGCAGGCAAGAGUGCCUCGAACUGGGAUGGUUCUGGCAACGUCUGGUUUAAGAUCCACACGACGAAGCCAACCAUGGACAAGAAUAAGCAACUGACCUGGCCUGCGCAGAAUGAGUACGUCUUGACGAACGCGACCAUCCCCGCUGCUACGCCCGAUGGAGAGUAUCUGCUUCGCGUGGACCAGAUAGCUCUGCACAUGGCGAUGCAAGCGAACGGAGCGCAGUUCUACCUCGCGUGCACACAGAUCAAGAUCACCGGGGGUGGCAGCGGAACACCUGGCCCUCUCGUCGCGUUUCCGGGAGCCUACAAAACCAACGAUCCUGGUAUCUUGGUGAACUUGGGUACUAUCCAGCCAGACUCUUAUGUUCCUCCGGGCCCUCCUGUGUGGAGCGGCUAGGCAUUAUUGCGUACUUGUCGGGGAGGACUACAUUCACCCCUAGCGCUCAUUAAUAACCAUAGCCGUUGCCUUCUAAUCCAACUCUGGCUAAUAAUAUCUUCGCGGAGUUAUUGUGAUGUGAUUGGUGAUAUGACAA